Brachypodium distachyon (stiff brome) is the source of this 3971-nucleotide messenger RNA. RefSeq names its product zinc finger MYM-type protein 1. NCBI's taxonomy places the organism in Eukaryota, Viridiplantae, Streptophyta, Magnoliopsida, Poales, Poaceae. Gene Ontology annotation, molecular function: protein dimerization activity. The record is from RefSeq and is a predicted model, not a curated record. The transcript has 4 exons. The coding region runs from base 2751 to 3719 and encodes 322 amino acids.
GAGAGAAAAGAAGAAGGGCCGGAAUGCAAAAUCGACAUGGGGGUUAAAUCCCUAGCCGCCGCGGCCAGGCCGGCGUGGCGGCGCGCCGCGAAGCUCGCUGCUGCCCCGUGCCCCCGACCUGCUGCUGCUGCCGCCCAUCCUCCACUCCGCCGGGCAGUGGACUGCUGCUGCUCCUCCUCGUCUCCUCCAAACUGCAGCAAAAGAACAGCGAUUCCGGCGAGCACGACGACCACCUGAGACCUCUUCCCCUUCUCCAACUCCUGCUGCACCUUCACCUGGGUUAACCCCAUCCAAUUCUCUCCCUUUCCCCCUAUAGUUUGCAUGUUUCUAAGUGAAUGAGUAGAGAACUUGUUUCCCGCUGCAUGCCAAGUGUUUGAUGUAAUGUUCACAUGGAUUAGAAACAAAUUUCACUCUGUCCCUGUCUACUUCUUUGCUAAUCUUGUCCAAUUCGUGAAUUGUGUGAGAUAUUGCAUCAUCACCUGUCAUUGUGACUAUAUAAUUGUCCUUGUCAUGAGAUAUGUGUGUGCUUUGUACUAGUGAGAGUAGUUUAAUUUUCUGUGAUAUUAUACAUGUUUGUGCCCUGUUAUGUGAUUCUUUCCCAUACCUCAACAACUUGCUUCUCUCCCUGACUUUUAUGUUUGCUCGUGAGAUUACUUGUUGUCCUUGUUCAUUGUCUUUGAAAUUCUGCCCCUGUCCUUGAUGUAUGCUUGUUUUAGAGCUCCUGAAUAAUUAUUUUUCCUAGUUUUUACAUCUGUCCAGUGUUGUUUGAGUUCAAGAAAAAUCACAAAAAUAUUGUUUAGUGCUAGUUUGUUGCAUUUAUUUUCGGUUUGCAUAUUAUCCCUGUGAUUGAUUCACCUAGCUUUAGUCCUAACUUGAUUGUUAAUCGCCUAGUCCCUGUGGAGAACUUCAUUUAUAUUACUGCUAAAACUACAGUCUGAUCAGUGCGCGAGGAAGAAGAAAGAGGAGGAGAAUCGGGAUCUAGAUAUUAUCCAUUGGGUAAAUUAGGUAAUGGGUAAUUGCGGGUAGGGUAAAUAUGGGGAAUUCCUUUUCUGGGUACGGGUAGGGCAAAAUAUGGGUGUACCCGCAGGGGCGGAGCUGGGCCUGGUGCUACCCGGGCUGUAGCACCGGUCCAGCAAAUGUCCACAAAGGAGCGGAAAUAAAAAAAGAAGCCCAAACCAGUAUAAGCUAGGCAUUAGCACCACUCGGCCCAAUGUAGCACCAUGCCUGGCGGUGGCGGGCGUGGAGAGGUCUUCUGCGCAGGCUCCAGGCGUCUCCUCGGCUCCUCCGAAAAAUAAUCCCACGACCAGUCGACCACGAACCCUAUUUCCCCAAUUCUGCAAGCACGAGUCUCCAAGGUACACGAAGGCAGCGCGCGAUCUCCACCCGCCUCCGGCCUCGCCUCUCAGUUGAUCUCGCCCCAAUUCCCCAUUGAGUUUGGUAGAUAUGGAGAGAUAUUUUCCAAUAGAUGUCUCCAUCAAAAGUUCAGUGACACACAAAAAAGCACGCAUUGAACUUGAUAUGGAUGAUAUUGUUGCUGAUCCGGGGCUUCGAAAACCAAUUGAUGAGUUUGAUCCUAAUAUCAGAGAUGAAGCUAAGAGAGCAUAUUUGUCUAUUGGUCCAUGUCAACCACGUGGCCAUAAAUUUGAGAAGAAAUGGCAAGGGGAUCAAUGGAGGGUUUUUGUAAAAACAUGGUUUGAUAGAUUUGAUUGGCUAGGGUACAGUGUGAAAAAUCAGGCAGCUUAUUGCUUCUACUGUUAUCUCUUUAAGCCCCCAAGGAUCAGUAAUUGGGGAAAUGAUACAUUCACCAAAACUGGUUAUGAUAAUUGGAGAAGAGGAAUGGAAAGUUUCAAUGCUCAUGUUGGAGGACCUAGCAAUGCUCACAACAUGGCAAGGAAGUGUGCCGCUGAUUUCAAAAAUCAGAGACAAAGUGUGGCUCAUGUAUGGUCUGAGAAAAGCACGGAGAAGGAGGAAAAAAUAUAAAGCUCGCCUGAUUAUUAUUUUAGGUGUUGUAAGGUUUCUUCUUUUACAAGCUCUUCCUUUUCAUGGACACGAUGAGUCCUCAAGCUCAAGCAAUAAGGGUAAUUUUUUGGAGAUGUUGGGAUGGUACAAAGACAAGGAUCCGAAAGCAGCGAGUGUUCUUGGUGAUAAUGCUCCUGGGAAUUGUCAAAUGACUUCCCCUGUUAUACAAAAGAAUAUAGUGAAGGUUUGUGCACAUGAGACAAGGAAUGCAAUUAUGCUUCAGUUGGGAGGGCGUCGUUUUGCAGUGCUUGUUGAUGAGUCUCGUGACAAAUCAAUAAAAGAGCAAAUGGCGGUGAUUUUGAGGUAUGUCAAUGGUGAAGGACAUGUGAUUGAGAGGUUUCUUGGGAUUAAGCAUGUUUCUGAUACUACAUCAUCUUCUCUUAAGAUAGCGUUGGAUGCUAUGUUUGCAAAGCAUGGUUUAUCUAUUUCUCAAUUGCGAGGGCAAGGAUAUGAUGGAGCCUCAAACAUGAGAGCUAGUGGUUGUUUCAGUAGCCAAGUGUUGUACUUCUGUUGAGGAUUUCUUUAACUAUGCCACUAUGCUUGUCAACACGGUGAGUGCUUCUUGUAAGCGGAAGGAUCAACUUCUCCAAGACCACCAUGAUAAAAUUGUGGACAAAUUGGAGAAUGGUGAAAUAUUUUCAGGAAGAGGAAAAAACCAAGCUACUAGUCUUGCAAGGCCUGGUGAUACAUGAUGGGGCACACAUCAUAAGACUUUGGUUUGUCUUCAACUAAUGUGGACAUCUGUACUGGAGGUAUUGGAAAAUAUAUGUGAAGACGGAGACAGUGAGCAAAGAACAAAAGCAUCAGGUUUAAUAGAAAGGAUGGAACACUUUGAAUUUGUACUUGUACUGCAUCUUAUGAUCCGAGUGUUGGGGAAGACCCAAGAGCUGUCACAGUGCUUGCAAAGGAAACAUCAGAAUAUUGUUCGCGCCGUUGGAUUGAUUGGAUCAGUAUUGAAGAAUAUGAACGAGAUGAGGGCCAAUGGUUGGGAUGAGCUGUUUGAAGAAGUGAAGGGCUUUUGUCUCGAAAGGAAAAUAAUUGUGCCAAAUAUGGAGGAUACAAUACCACUGAGGGGCAGAUCAAGAGGUCGUGGUGCAAAGUUAGUAAGUUACUACCAUCAUUUUCAUCAUGGUAUUUUCAAUGUUGUCCUUGACCAAAUUCUGGUUGAGUUAAAUAAUUGUUUUCCUGAAAAAUCAACUCAGCUAUUGAGAUGUAUUGCUUGUCUUAAUCCCAAGAAUUCUUUUGCCAACUUCGAUGGAGACAAAUUAAUUGAGCUUGCGAAGAUUUAUGUGGCUGAUUUUUCAGAAUAUGAUUGUGUUACUCUUAGGGAUCAACUCGCCACAUUUGUCGUUGAUGUCAGAAGUGAUGAAGAGUUCUCUAAAUGCAAUGAUCUUGGAAAUCUUGCCGUGACUAUGGUUCAAACUGAUCGACACACAUGCUAUCCAUUGGUGUAUCGCCUAAUUGAACUUGCCUUGAUUUUGCCCGUUGCUACUGCAACAGUUGAGCGUGCAUUUUCAGCUAUGAAUAUUAUCAAGACUGAGCUGAGAAAUAAAAUGAAUGAUGAAUGGAUGAAUGAUAGCAUGCUAUGCUACAUUGAACAAGGCAUGUUUGCAAAAAUUGAAGAUGACAAGAUUAUGCGGCGUUUCCAAGGUUACAAUGAUCGCAGAUGCCAAUUACCCAGAGCCAUCGAUAGGACUUAGCGAGUUAGUGGUAUGUUUUGUAUUUAAGAGUUUUUUUUUUACCUUAAUUCUUAUUUCCCAUGCCGAUAUAUGAUAUAUAUAUAUAUAUAUAUAUGUGUGUGUGUGUGUGUGUGUGUUUUGAUGUACAUGCAGCUCGAAUUCUCAAGUGGAUUAGAUGACUUUUGGUGCCAAAUUGUCAAUACUUCACGGAGACUGGACAUCUCAAUAUGGCAUGGUAUUUAACUAGAUAAGCUGCAAUGUUUUGUGCCUUUA